AUGGCAGCUACACAACCUAGGGUAUGCAUUUUGGGAUUUGGAUCUAUUGGAGUACUGCUGGCGUCUCAUUUGCAACAAAAUGCCCAGGUCACCGUUAUACCGCUCUUAAGAUCUGAAAAACGGCUGGAAGAUUUAAUCGCUCAUCGAAAAACUGCUAACGUCAAAUCUCUAUUCUUAGAUCAACAACCAAUCCGCGAGACAAUUUUCGAUGCUGCCACAUGUCCAGAACUGAUUCCCAAUGAUUGGAAGAUCGACAACUUGAUCAUUACCACAAAAACGUAUCAGACUAAAGAUGCCUUGAAGCCUUAUAUGAAAUAUUUGCAUCCUCGCACCAACAUAAUGCUUGUCCAGAAUGGCCUGGGAGUCUUUGAAGUGCUCAAUGAAGAGAUAUUCGUGGAGUGGAAGCCCAACUUAUUUCAAGGUGUUAUAUCACACGGUAUCUUCAACACAGGCGGCUUUUCCUUUAGUCAUGCCGGUUUCGGAAACCUCAAGGUUGCUAGACUCCCUAGUCAAGAUCCAGGAAGUAUUGUACAGUCCAACCAACUUAUCUCCUCUGACCGCUCGGGAAAUGAACUGAUCAGAAUUAUGAACGACUCUAACUUUGCGGCAGGCUUAGAUGUGCAGCAUUUGACCUACCAGGAAAUGUUGCUGGGACAGCUAGAAAAGCUCAUCGUCAAUUGCUGCAUGAACUCAGUAACUUCAAUCGUUGACUGUAUCAACGGCGAACUCAGAGACAUCGGCGCCCCGAUUUUCGAUGCUAUCAUUUCAGAGUCACUUACUGUGCUGCAGACUGCUUAUAAACCGCUCUUUGAUUACAAGCCCAGUAGUAGGGACUUUCCGUCUCUUGACGUUUUGGGGGUUUUGGAUCGUAAAAGGCUCUUAGCAUUCGUCUUGAAUAUUGGUUGCGUGGUCAAUGGAAGUAACAGUACAUCCAUGCGACAAGAUGUGGUGAAUUUGAGAGACACUGAAAUCGAAUACAUCAAUGGAUACAUUGUCAGGCUAUGUGACAAACUGGCGUUGGGUAGAGAGUCUUGUAAGACUAACGAGACUAUCGAAACUCUAGUGAAAUUGCGGCUUGGACUAAAUAGAUAUCGCGAUGAGCAUGGCGACAAAAGGGUAAAGCAUUGA
Lachancea dasiensis is the source of this 1128-nucleotide messenger RNA. The record is from the annotation of a GenBank genome assembly. Lineage: Eukaryota; Fungi; Ascomycota; Saccharomycetes; Saccharomycetales; Saccharomycetaceae.